AUGUCCAACCCGAAUCUUAAUCUCGAAGUAGAGUUUAACAAACUAAACUUAAAUGAAACACUCAAGGAUACAUCCGUUAAUACAGUAUCUUCGGUCGACAAGAUGUGUAUAGGAUCUAAAUCUGAAACGUAUGCUGAAAGUACAAGCAAUGAUAAAGUUGAAGAUCAGGAACUUGAAAACUUUGCUGAAAAACUAGAUAUCAAGCAAUUCGCAAAAAGUAUCGACGAAAUAAAGAAAUUCUAUA
Molecule: messenger RNA, 244 nt
Organism: Funneliformis mosseae
Lineage: Eukaryota; Fungi; Glomeromycota; Glomeromycetes; Glomerales; Glomeraceae
Source: the annotation of a GenBank genome assembly